AUGGAGAUCGUCAAGGACAUUGUGAUUGUGGGGGCUGGAAUUUCCGGUCUAACUACAUCCUUGGGACUUCACAGGCUUGGGAUUCGAAGUUUAGUUUUGGAAUCAUCGGACAAAUUAAGGAUCACCGGCUUCGCAUUCACGACGUGGAACAAUGCCUGGAAAGCCUUGGAUGUUCUCUGUAUCGGCGAAUCUCUCCGCCGACAACACCACCUUACUCCAAGCAUGCUUGUUGCCUCUACAUUUUCAGUCCAGCCAGCAUCAGAGAUAUCGUUUAAGGGUCAUGAAGUUCGUUGUCUUCAAAGGAGAUCGUUGUUGGAAGCUUUGGCAAAUGAACUCCCUAUUGGAACUAUCAGAUUCUCUUCUAAAGUGGUUUCCAUUGAGGAAUCCGGGUUCUUUAAACUAGUGCAUCUUGCCGAUGGAUCCGUUCUCAAAGCCAAGGUGCUGAUCGGGUGUGAUGGGGUGAACUCGGUUGUGGCAAAAUGGCUUGGUUUGGAGAAGCCUGUUUUCACAGGCCGAUCAACGGUUAGGGGUUACACAAAGUUCAAAGGCGGCCAUGGUUUUGGACCGGAAUUCCGACAGUUCGUCGGCAAAGGUGUUCGAUCUGGCCUACUCCCUUGUAAUGACGAGAAUGUUUACUGGUUUUUGACGUGGACUCCAUCCACCAAAGAAGAAGAACUAGAAGAUGACCCUGCUAAGCUGAAGCAGUUCGUACUGAACAAGCUCCAAGACACACCCGACGACAUGAAAUCAGUCGUCGAAAAAACCUGGCUCGAUAGCAUUGCGUCGUCCCAAUUAAGAUACAGAAGACCUUGGCAUCUUCUAUGGGGAAAUAUCAGCAAAGGCAAUGUUUGUGUAGCAGGUGAUGCCCUUCAUCCUAUGACUCCGGACCUCGGCCAAGGAGGAUGUUUGGCCUUGGAAGACGGCGUUAUUCUAGCAAGGUGUCUUGCAGGAGUGAUAUCGAAACCCGAUAUGGAAGGAACCGAUGAUGAAGAAGAAGAGUAUAAGAGGAUUGAAAUGGGGUUGAAAAUUUUUUCUCAAAAGAGAAGAUGGAGAAGCAUUGAUCUCAUUACGACGUCUUAUAUGGUGGGGUUUAUACAACAAAGGAGCGGGAUGAUUAUCAACUUGUUGAGAGAGAGAUUCUUUUCUAGAUUCUUGCCUGGGAGGCUGUUAAGAAAGGCUGAUUUUGAUUGUGGCAAUCUUCAAUACUGA
Messenger RNA from Hibiscus syriacus, 1209 nucleotides. RefSeq names its product monooxygenase 2-like. The coding region runs from base 1 to 1209 and encodes 402 amino acids. The record is from RefSeq and is a predicted model, not a curated record. The transcript is spliced from 4 exons. Lineage: Eukaryota; Viridiplantae; Streptophyta; Magnoliopsida; Malvales; Malvaceae. Gene Ontology annotation, molecular function: FAD binding.